CGUUUGUUAGCUUGGGCGUUUGGGCGCGUGCUGUCAACUACGAGCGAAUGAAUUCAGCGCCCCGUCGCCCUAUCGUCGGUCUGAAGACAAGUUUCAGAUCUUGGGCUCAAUGUCAGAUUGCAAGACUAGACGUCAGUCUGCUGAUCGAGCGGUGAAUAAAGGUAAAAUAUUUUCCACACAGCAGACCUCAACUCUCACCAGAUGAUCCGUCAGCUCACCACGCGUACCUGCACUCGCCUCAAUUGCACUAGCCCCGCAGGCCGACCCAUGGGCACUUUCCGUAGGGCCUCGGGUUGCUGUGGACUGUUGUGAGUCUGUGCGGGUUGCACAAGAUCUAUCUAUGUAGAGACGGCAUCCAUAAUUCCAAUUCGACCCCUCAUCUGCACCGCAUUCGAGACAUGCCCGCUUCGAAGAGUCUGGUAUGGGUUCCAGCAAAGCCAGUCCGACUCUGCUGAAGGCGUAUUUCUCGUGGGUGUUUUACUCUACCAAGAUCUGCUUGCAGUUCGCCGCCCUGGCUGCCAGCCUAUCGGCGGUCUGUUUCGAACUGCACCCAACCACCUCCGCACUAAUUCUUCUCCGGCUUUCCAGACGCCUGAGGCUCUCUUCCUUCGUCUGCAUGCUCACCAAGGAGCAUGAUAUGAAUUCGAGUCCCAGUGUUCAAGGCGCAAAGGCCGAGGAUUGCCCAGAGCGCGACAUUACGCGGAAACGGUCAACGUCAAAGCCACCCUCGCAAGAACUCGCAUCAGGGGCCGGCCAACGUCUUUCUCGACGCGAGUCUGGAGACUCUUCCUCCACCGCCUCCUCCACCACGCUCUCCCACCCCACCCCUCCACCCUCCAUGCCUUCUCACGCUCGUUCAAAAACAACGUCGCACGCCGAUCUCGUCAGACAGGGCAAGCGCUUGUCAUUACAAUUUCCAAUUCAACCUACUGCCGGCAGUAGCUCACCAGUCUUUUCGCCUCGCUCACGGCCGCAAUCCUGGAUCGCAGCGCCGUCGCCUCUUCCUUCACCGGAGGCACAGCCGCCGUCACCCGAGAACAAUAUUCUCGCUGUUCUUGCCGCGCAAGAGCGUUAUGUACUGGAGCUCAGGGAAGAGCUCGGCAAAGCCGAAGAAGAUCUCAAGACGUUGAAGAAGCACUACUCACUCCACGAGGCAAACAAGCGGCGCAAUGACGUACGCAAGGUAGCCCAAUUGCAACCUUUGAAUACCACCCUUGCGAACAUCGACGCCGUACAGGAUGACGAAGAUGGAGGCAACCUCUGGAUGCAGCGCGAGAUGGAGCGCAGGAAGGCGCUGCUGAGCAACACAAAGUCCUCGCAAAGGAAGGUCUUCAGCGGAUCACGCCAUCUGCGCACCCUCUCUCUGUUGUCGCCUGACAGAGCAUAUGCGCCAUCCUUUCCACAGUCCACCGAAGCCAGUCUCGGCGAGUCCAACAUCAAGCGCCCAACGCCGCCCGUCCGGUCGUCUACGUCUUCUGAUGUAUCGAGACAGCUCAUCGACGUCACGAGCAAUGACCUCGGCGGACUGCCGAACAUGCAGCGUGACAACAUCCUGCGCACUGGCAAACAAUUGGCCAGCGACUUUAGCAACGGGCUGUUUACGUUCAUCGAGGAUAUUAGACAGGCUACCGUGGGCGACGAAGCUGUCAACGGGGCGGCAGAGUCUUCUGGACCCUCACAGAACAGGGAUGGGUCCGCUAAGGUGAUCCGAAACACAUCCGCCAGCCGGCCAUCCCUGAGCCGGUCGGCCAGCUCCAGGAAGUCCGUGCAGAAGAAACAAUCGAUCGGAGAAGACUUCUGGUCAGAACAUGGUCUGAGUGAGCCCAAGACCACCUCCGUAAACAAAAAGACUCAUACGUCCAAGGCCACCCGCACUCCCGAAAGGCAAACGGCCAGGAACAGCGACAGCUUCGAAGAAGACUGGGAUAACUGGGACAGCCCUGGCAGCACGUUUGUUGCGAAGACAACAGACACCCACAUUGAUUCGGACGAGUCAGACACACCGGCAUCUGCCAUCAACAAUUCCCGCACCGGCGCUAAGCAGCACAAUCGCCGUCACGACUCGAAGAACUCGUCGCUGGCCACGAUCAGCUCUGCGAGCAUGCCCGACACCAGCACGUCACGCGACCCCAAGCGCAACUCGAUCCCGUGGCCUGAUCUGGUCAACCUUUCGCCAUCCAACCUCAAGCGCACAGCUUCGCACUUGAUGAAGGAAUGGGAGAAGCAGCUCACACCGCCGCCUGAGUCAAGACUGUCAAGUCACUCGCAGGGGGAUUACAUCGGUCGCUCGGGUUCACCUGGCAGCCUUAUCUAAUGACGAACGAUCUGUACAGACGACUUACAUAUUGACGACGCUACGCAUCUAGACCAAAUGUCUAAAUAAAUGUCUAUUCAUAUAUACUUCACACAUGGAGGGAGAAAUUAGCAUGGCGGCUUGGAGAUGGCAGCUGACGAAGCAUGGAGAGAUGGGCGUUCGUGAUUGCUGCACGUACUGGCAUUGGGAGAUAUCAGAUGUCUAUAGAAGCACAGCAGGAGACUUGAAAAUAUUGCAUACUAGAUUACCACUA
This is a messenger RNA of Didymella exigua CBS 183.55, 2567 nucleotides long. RefSeq lists its product as uncharacterized. The coding region runs from base 422 to 2314 and encodes 630 amino acids. The record is from RefSeq and is a predicted model, not a curated record. The transcript has a single exon. NCBI's taxonomy places the organism in Eukaryota, Fungi, Ascomycota, Dothideomycetes, Pleosporales, Didymellaceae.